This is a messenger RNA of Zasmidium cellare ATCC 36951, 948 nucleotides long. RefSeq lists its product as uncharacterized. The transcript has 3 exons. The coding region runs from base 1 to 948 and encodes 315 amino acids. Gene Ontology annotation, biological process: ergosterol biosynthetic process. Lineage: Eukaryota; Fungi; Ascomycota; Dothideomycetes; Mycosphaerellales; Mycosphaerellaceae. Gene Ontology annotation, molecular function: C-4 methylsterol oxidase activity; iron ion binding. The record is from RefSeq and is a predicted model, not a curated record.
AUGUCGCUCACUCUGGGCAUGGAUUACUUCAACAACGCUACGGCGUCCUCGAUCGCCGACGUAAUGCUCCCCCAUACACGAAACACCUACUGGCACGAGUUCGACGAGAUCGCCAAAUACAACGUCUCCCUCAACUACUUCGAGAAGCUAUGGGCCGCCUGGUACGCAUUCAUGGGCAACGACGUCCUCGCUACGGGUAUCAUGAGCUUCGUCAUGCAUGAGGUGGUAUAUUUUGGAAAGAGUCUGCCGUGGAUCAUAAUCGACCGCAUACCUGCUCUGAACAAAUAUAAGAUCCAGAACCAAAAGAUUCCCUCCGCGAAAGAGCAAUGGGAUUGCGCCAUGCUCGUCCUCCUCUCCCACUUCACCGUCGAACUCCCCCAAAUCUGGCUCUUCCACCCAAUGGCCCAAUACUGUGGCCUCGAAACCAACGUUCCCUUCCCACCGUGGUGGAAGAUGGCGUACCAGCUCGCAAUCUUUUUCGUCCUCGAAGAUACUUGGCAUUACUGGACCCACCGCGCCAUGCAUUGGGGACCGCUAUACAAGAACAUCCACAAAAUCCACCACCAGUACUCAGCCCCCUUCGGUCUCGCCGCAGAAUACGCGUCACCGAUAGAAGUCAUGAUCCUUGGACUCGGCACGGUCGGAACGCCGAUCCUGUGGUGCGCCAUUACGAAAGAUUUGCACCUUCUGACCAUGUAUGUGUGGAUUGUCCUCCGUGUCUUCCAAGCCAUCGAUGCGCAUUCAGGGUAUGAGUUCCCAUGGAGCUUGCAUCACUUCCUACCCUUCUGGGCUGGUGCCGACCACCACGACACCCACCACGAGAAGUUCAUUGGCAACUACUCGAGCUCGUUCAGAUGGUGGGACUACUGCUUGGACACUGAGAGUGGACCAGAGGCAGCGAAGAGGAGGAGAGAGCGAAAGAUGGCCAAGCUGCGGAAAGCGCAAUAG